ACAGUCCUGUCUUAUGUUUUAAGGUAUGAGCUACCCAGGAUACCCUCCUCAGGCAGGUGGAUACCCACCACAGCCUGGGGCUUACCCUCAGCAACCUGGAGCUUACCCUCCCCAAGCAGGAGGCUACCCACCACAGCCAAGCGGCUAUCCUCCUCAACCUGGUGGCUAUCCACCACAGCCAGGAGCAGGAGGCUAUCCACAGCCAGGAGCAGGAGGCUAUCCACCACAGCCAGGAGCAGGAGGCUAUCCACCACAGCCAGGAGCAGGAGGCUAUCCACCACAGCCAGGAGCAGGAGGCUAUCCACCACAGCCAGGAGCAGGAGGCUAUCCACCACAGCCAGGAGCAGGAGGCUAUCCAUCACAGGCUGGAGGCUACCCACAGGCACCACCAUCAGGCGGCUGGGGAGGUGGGCCUGCUGGUGGGUAUCCAUCCAUUGGUCUUGACAGCUUAUCCAACGCUGGCAUGUUUGGAGGGACCAUGCCCCCAAACCAAGGCCCGGGGAUGGGCUACCCUGGUCAGCCUAGCCAGCCAAUGCCCGGAUACCCACAAGCACCAUCACCCAACCCACCCAUGGCUGGUUUCGGAGGCGCACCAGCACAUCCAAACGUCCCUUCACAAAGUCCAUCCAUGCCAGCCUACGGAGGAGGAGUCACACCAGUAGCUCCACCUGUCAAUAGGGGAUUCAGGGGAACAAUCGUGGACUUUCCUGGAGCUGACCCACUCAGAGAUGCGGAAGUCCUGAGGAAGGCCAUGAAGGGCUUUGGAACUGACGAGCAAGCUAUCAUCGAAUUACUUGGGAGUCGCUCCAACAGGCAGCGUGUGCCCUUGCUCAGAUCCUACAAAACUGCCUAUGGGAAGGAUCUGAUUAAGGACCUGCAUUCAGAACUGUCUGGAGAUUUUAGGAAGCUGGUCAUGGCCAUGAUGAAGACCCCAACUGAGUUUGAUGCCUCUGAGCUCCGCAAUGCCAUAAAGGGAGCUGGAACUGAUGAAGCCUGUCUGAUAGAGAUCCUGUCUUCUCGCUCCAACGCUGAAAUCAAGGAGAUAAACCGCUUUUACAAAACAGAAUACAAGAAGUCACUGGAGGAUGCCAUUAGUGGUGAUACCUCAGGCCACUUCCGCAGGCUUCUAAUCUCUCUGGCCCAGGGUAAUCGUGACGAACGAGAAACUGUUGACAUCUCUCUGGCUAAACAAGAUGCUCAGGCCCUGUAUGCUGCUGGAGAAAACAAGCUCGGAACAGACGAGUCUAAAUUUAACGCUAUAUUGUGUGCCAGGAGCAAACCCCAUCUCAGAGCAGUGUUUCUUGAGUACCAGCAGAUGUGUGGCAGAGAUAUCGAGAAGAGCAUCAGCAGGGAGAUGUCCGGAGAUCUAGAGAGUGGCAUGUUGGCAGUGGUAAAGUGUAUUAAGAACACAUCUGCCUACUUUGCUGAGAGACUUUACAAGGCCAUGAAGGGAGCUGGGACCAAAGACACAACCCUGAUCCGGAUCAUGGUCUCCCGUUCCGAGGUUGACAUGCUGGAUAUCCGCCAGGAGUAUGUUAAAAACUAUGGCAAGUCGCUGUACACCCACAUCUCUGGAGACACAUCAGGGGACUACAAGAAACUGCUACUGAAGCUGUGUGGGGGCAGUGACUGAAAAGGAAAUACAUUAUAGAAAUGUUCUAUAAAUAUCAGAUUUCUGCCUAUCUAUAUGCACUAAACAAAACCUGCAAGCCAAUCCAUUGCUCUCAAUGCAAUUUUUAGUUUAAAGAACCUCAAUAUUGCUACAUAUUGUUUCUUUUCUAUAUAAAGAAUGCACAAAAAGUUUUAUAUUUUUUCACUUGUGAUAUCUGUGCUGGAUAUUUGAGUUGAAUAUACAUGGCCAUACAAUCGAUUUGCAAGAGAAUACAUUAGAAUUUUUAGAGUUAUAUAUUUUGUUUCAAUUGUGCCAAUAUGCUCAGAUAUCUAAUGAUAUCUGGCACAUUAAUCAACUAAUUGUCUAAUGUUCAGCAAUGCUGAAUAAAGUAUGACACAUACAAUACAUAGCAGCUAAGUACCAAAGUUGUCUGUUAAUGUUUUCAAUUGUAUAAUCUCCUCUAUAUUUUGUUUACACUUUAUGUUCACCAUAGUUAUGUUGUAUUUUCAGCAGAUGCUUUAAUUUGUAUAUCCUAUACCAUGUUAUCAAAGCAUGUAAAAUCAAGCAUAACCUUUCAUAUAUUGUUGGUGAUUUUAUCUUCUUUAGUCCCCAAAAAUAAAUAUAGAUAAUGCACAC
This is a messenger RNA of Micropterus salmoides (largemouth bass), 2248 nucleotides long. RefSeq names its product annexin A11a (gene anxa11a). The record is from RefSeq and is a predicted model, not a curated record. NCBI's taxonomy places the organism in Eukaryota, Metazoa, Chordata, Actinopteri, Centrarchiformes, Centrarchidae. Gene Ontology annotation, cellular component: cytoplasm. Gene Ontology annotation, biological process: cytokinetic process; phagocytosis. The transcript is spliced from 14 exons. The coding region runs from base 26 to 1633 and encodes 535 amino acids. Gene Ontology annotation, molecular function: calcium-dependent phospholipid binding; calcium ion binding.